AUGAAGCCCAGUGUGGGCGCCGCAGCCGCCGUGGCGCUUUGGGGCCCCGCCGCGGUGGUUUCUGCAAGCGUGGUCUCGAUGGAUAUCGUGAGGUCCAAUCCAGAGGAGCAAGAAGGACUGUCCAAGCGGUCGACCUUUGUCGAAUCGCUUGCCAACAACAUCACGGGCGGUGCCUACUACAUCGACGUCAAGGUGGGCACGCCCGGAACACCGGCGCGCAUGGUCCUCGACACGGGAAGCAGCGACGCCUGGAUCGUGUCGCAGGAAGCGAAUCUUUGCACAAGCAGAACCCUGCAGAUGGUUCACGGCGAUACGUGCGCCACGACGUACGACUCGGCCAAGAGCACCUCGUACGCGCUGGAACAAGCGGACGGGUUCUCGAUCCGGUAUCUUGACGGGUCUCAAGCCAAGGGCGACUACAUAAAAGAUGACUUCACAAUAGGCGGCACCACCAUCCGGUCGAUGCAGAUGGGCCUAGCGAAGGAGACGGUUCGCGGGACGGGAAUCUUGGGCGUGGGCUUUAGCACGCACGUGGCGGCGCCGGAGCAGUAUCCUAACAUUAUGGAUGAGCUGGUGCGCCAGGGCUUGAUCCCGGCUAAGGCGUACAGUCUGUGGCUCAACGACCGCCGGAGCCCGUCGGGCCGCAUCCUGUUUGGCGGCGUCGACACGGCCAAGUUCAUCGGCGCCCUGGGAGUGCUGCCCCUGAUACCGGACGUGUCGACGGGCAAAAUCACGUCCUUCACCGUCAACUUGGCGUCCAUGUCCAUCGCCUUCUCCAACAAGACCAUAUCCGAAGUGCCGACGCGCAACGCCUCGGGGGUUCCGGCCCUGCUAGACUCGGGAACUACCCUGUCGUAUCUGCCUGCUGGCAUGGCCGAGAAGGUCUUUCGCACGACGGGCGCCCACACCGACACGCGGGCGGCGGGGACGGGUCUGACGUUUGUCGACUGCAAGCAGCUGGACAGUGAGCGUGGCCUUAACAUGUUCUUCUCCUUCCGCGGUCCCGGUGUGAACGGAGGUGCGGAAGAGACGACGACUAUUCGCGUGCCUGUUCACGAGAUGGUGCUGGACGUGAUCAGGGGGGCGCUCGAGCACUUGGUGCCAGGGAAUAUGCCGUUCGCUCCGCGUGACACAUGCCUGCUUGGAAUCCAAAGCACGGCCGGGUUUGCAUCUGUGGCAUCAGACCUGGCCCGAAGCGAGUGGACCCUUCUGGGAGACACGUUCCUGAGGUCGGCGUACGUUGUGUAUGAUCUGGACCACAAACAGGUCGGCCUUGCCCAAGCCAACCUCAACGCGACCGACUCAAAGGUGACAGAGCUAUCCAACAGCACGACGGCGGGCCUGCCACGGCUGUCUGGCGUGGCGAGUCAGCUAUCUGCCACCCCCGGACCGACUAUUCUGACGACGGUCACGGGCACUGACGGGAAGCCGACAGUGACGGUGACGGAUGCGGCAUCAGAGUCCAACGGGGCUUGGCGGGCGAGAGGCGGUGGCAGCGGGGGCGACAUGCUUGCCGUUAUAGCGGUCUCGGGGCUGUUUGCUCUACUUGGAGGAGCAUUCAUGGCGUUCUGA
This is a messenger RNA of Gaeumannomyces tritici R3-111a-1, 1572 nucleotides long. RefSeq lists its product as hypothetical. Gene Ontology annotation, biological process: proteolysis. Bases 1 to 1572 code for a protein of 523 amino acids. Lineage: Eukaryota; Fungi; Ascomycota; Sordariomycetes; Magnaporthales; Magnaporthaceae. The transcript has a single exon. Gene Ontology annotation, molecular function: aspartic-type endopeptidase activity. The record is from RefSeq and is a predicted model, not a curated record.